CCCAUAAUACCAAAUGACUUCCGGUAUAAUGAAGACUUCCGACGCGCCAAAACAAAUGAUGCUGACUUGGUAGGAAGAAGAGAAACCAGUCAAACGUGCUAAGACGGGAGACAUUGAGUUACUUUUAUUGAUACGGUCACUGAUAACUUUCCAAGAUGUCGACGAUUGAGAAGAUGACAAUCCAGGGAAUUAGAAGUUUUGGUCCGGAUGACUCCGAAAAACAGAUGAUAGAAUUUUAUAGUCCUUUGACUCUGAUACUUGGACCAAAUGGAACAGGGAAAACCACUGUUAUAGAGUGUCUGAAGUAUAUGACUACCGGGGUGAUGCCUCCAGGAUCCAAGGGUGGGGCUUUCGUUCAUGAUCCAAAGGUGGCUCAUGAAAGAGAGGUCAAAGGUCAGAUCAGGCUACAGGUCAAGGAUGUUGCCAGACAAACAGUUAUUGUACAGAGAAGUAUGCAGGUUACACAGAAGCUGAAGAAUAUCACGAUGCGGACCCUGGAGGGAGUGAUCACACGGAGAGAUGCAGCAGGAGAGAAGAAAAGCAUCAGCUCCAAGUGUGCCGAGAUGGAUCGGGAGAUGAUAACGUCACUAGGUGUGUCGAAGCCAGUGCUGGAGAACGUGAUCUUCUGUCACCAGGAGGACGCCAACUGGCCGCUCAGUGAGGGAAAGUCACUGAAGGAAAAGUUUGAUGCCAUCUUUGCCUCAACCAGAUACGUGAAGGCUCUUGACACAAUAAUGAAGCUGAAAAAGACUCAGGACCAAGACUUGAAAUUGCUGCGACAAGAUAUCAUCUACUUCAAACAGCACAAAGACAAGGCAGCACAGCUGGAUGCUGACAUGAAUGAACUGGAGGUCAAGCUAGAAGCAUCCAAGGAGUCUGUGGUCAAGGUGGCGGAGAAGUUGGUACCGAUAGAGGACAAAUUAGAACAGAUCAGUGUGAAAGCAGGUGAAAUCUACAAAAUACAAACGGAUGUCACGAAGCACCAGAGUGAGCUAAAACAGAUGGAGAAGGCAGCCAAUGAAUUACAGGAGAACAUUGAGAAUGAAUUCCAAGGCUCCACAGAAGAACUCAAAAAGGUUCUAGCAGAUUUUCAGAGCAAGGUCCAGGAGAGGGAGGAAAAGCUACAGGAGUAUCAACACCGGAAGGAGGACCUGUCGAGAGAUAUAGACCGGGUGGUCAGAAAUAAGAAUGAUACCCUCGUGGAUGUUAGCAAGAUGGAGCAGGAAGCUCAGAAUCAUGAAGAAAAUACCAAGAGACGGGAUGCAUUAAUUCGACAGAUGGCUGAGAAGUAUGACUUUGAUGGGUUUUCAAGAGGAGAAAUGACUGAUGAGAAGUAUCGCCAGUUUGUAGAAAAAAUUCGAGAGAAACUUUUGACAAUGGUGGAGGAAGGGAAGCAACUCAAGGGAGACUUUGAAAAACAAGAAGGAGAACUCCAACAAAAGAUGGACGAUUUAAGAGAGAGCAAAACCAAACUGGAACAAAAUGAACGAAUCAAAAAAGAUAUGAUGGCAGACAACACGGACAAGAUGAAGCAAAUCAACAGAAAGCUGAGUCAGGUGGAGGCCUCGGCUGGUAAACUCGACCAGCUGACUCGGGAACUCAAGCGUGCUGACCACGACCUAAAGAUGGUUGAGGAAGGGCUAGAUGUGGAGAAAACCAAGCAGGAGAUUACACAGCUCACCAAGGACAAAACUAAACUGGACGCUCAGAUUGGGCAACUAAGUUCGGAGAUGAAUCGCCUGCAUCUCCAGUCGAGCGCCCAAGCACAAUUAGACGUGUUGAAAAAGGACAAAAUAUCCAAGGAGGAGACAAUUAGGCGUUUGCGAGCCAAACAUGAAGACACCAUUUCCUACUUGAUGGGGCACAUGCCGACCAGUAACAUCCGUGGACAGCUGGAAAGUUACAUAGCUAACCAAAAUGAAUCUGUGAAGAAGCUUUCACACGAUUUACGGAAAUCACAGACACUGCUGUCAUCAAAAGAGGCGGAGAAAAAGAUGAUGAGUGAACAACUGCGAAAGAAAGAGGACGAGUUAAAAAACAUGGAGGAGAAGAUAUUUAGUGUGUGUGGUAGUCAGAACUUUGAGGACGGGAUUGCGGUGCUGCAGAGUAAAAAGGCUCAGUGCCAAGACUCCAAGGGGUCCCUGUUGGGUGCUGAACAUUUCUAUAAGAAGUAUGUAGAGAAACUGGAACAGGAAGACCCGUGCUGCCCUCUAUGUCGCCGUGAGUUUGACACAGAGCAGGAAACCAAGGAACUCAUAUUGGAGCUGAAGGAAAAGCUGCGCCAAGUUCCCACCAAGCUGAGGAAGGCAGAGAAGGACCUAUUGGAAUACGAGAAGAAAUAUGACACCAUGAUGCAACUGAAACCCCUCAGGGAAAACAUGAGUAUGCUUGAGGAAAGUGAGAUCCCAGAAAUGAAGAGCAAAGUAAGGAAGACAAAUGAGGAGAUAGAAAAGCUGAGGACAACCAUAGCUGAUGUGAAUGACGACCAUGAGACCAAGGAACAAGAUGGGGACAUGGCCAAACAGAUCCAGUCUGACGUUGUCCUCAUGGACCGUUACCAUGGUGAUGUCACAGAGCUGGAUAAAAAGAUUGCUGCACAGGCCGCAACUCUGUCAGGGGGAGAUUCUGGAAGAACCCUUCAAAAUGUCAUCAAUGAAAAGGAAGAUGUUCAGAUGAAAGUAGAUACAAUUACAAGAAAAUUGGACCACAAAAGGCAAAAACUGCAUGAUCACUCUGAGGAGGUACAGCGUUUGAAAAGCAGCAUCAACUCCUUGAGGGAAGAAAAGCUUCAGAUUGAUAAUGAUCUGCAGCAGAGGUUCAAACUGGAGGCUGACAAAGCCACAAUUUUCAGCGAGAAUGAGAUCUAUGAGAAAGAAAUAAAGGAGGCAGCCACACAGAUACGCCCACUUCAGCACCAGAUAGACAGGACAGUGGAAGAGAAACAGAAUGUUGUAGAAGCUAAGGAAGAUCAGAUGGAACAGACAAAAACCUUGAUUGACAAGGUCAAAAAUGAUGCUACAAAAGUGAAGAAUGUGAACCAGGAUAUGAAGGCAUAUAUUCAAUCUGGUAAGGAUGAGUUGCUUGAACAAAAGAGGGAAGAACUCAAACAGAUUGAGAAACGACUAGAGAAGAAAGAGGGUGAUCAGGAGAAAGUGAAAUCUGGUAUUGAGAAGCUAAACAAGGACCUCGCCACUCAACAGGUACGUGAGCGGGAGUUACUUGACAAUUUGGCACUGAGGAAGAAACAGCGGGAGAUAGAAAAGGUUGGAAAAGACCUGGAAGAGCUGCAUGAAAAAUUGGGAGGCGUUGAUGCUCACAACAUGGAAAGGGACCGCAAACGUCUCAUAAACCAACAGGAAGACCUUAUCAAGGAGAAACACGUGGUUGUGGGACGACAGCAAGGAUUUGAGGACCAGAUACGUGCCCUUAAGAGAGAGCUACAGGAUGAUAUGUACAAGGACGCCUCACAAAAAUAUCGUGACAAGAUGAUUCUGCUCAGGACAACAGAACUAGCUAAUGGUGACCUGGAGAAGUAUUACAAGGCACUCGACAAGGCUAUUAUGAGCUACCACAGUUUGAAGAUGGACGAGAUAAACAAAAUAAUUCGUGAGCUAUGGAGGAACACGUACCGUGGGAAUGAUAUCGACACGAUUGAGAUCAGGUCGGAUGAAGAUGAUGCAGGGAUCAUGAAGACGAGGCGAACGUACAACUACAGAGUUGUCAUGGUCAAGGGUGAGGCUGUACUGGACAUGAGAGGGCGCUGUAGUGCCGGUCAAAAGGUGCUUGCAUCACUGAUCAUCCGUCUCGCCCUGGCAGAAACAUUCUGCCUGAACUGUGGUGUGCUGGCCCUGGAUGAGCCGACCACUAACCUGGACAGAGAAAACAUUGAGAGUUUGGCCUACGCACUUGUUGAGAUCAUAAAGAGCAGGAAGGAGCAGAGAAACUUUCAGCUGGUUGUUAUCACUCAUGACGAAGACUUUGUGGAGCUACUAGGGCGGUCUGACUAUGUGGACUGGUUCUUCAAAGUCCGCAAGGAUCAAAAUGGAUGUUCACAGCUGGUCAAGGCUAAAGUACAAGAAUUACAUGCCCGCUGAUGACACAUUAACCAAUGGUUCUGAUGAUACAUCAACCAAUGGUUACAUCCAUACUCACUGAUGACACAUCAACCAAUGGUUACAUCCAUACUCGCUGAUGACACAUCAACCAAUGGUUACAUCCAUACUCGCUGAUGACAUUCACCUGUGUUCACCAAACAUUAAGAAUUAUUUUGUCUGACAAGUGUUCAUUAAGGUCUAUUGAUUGAGAGAACUGAAAUGCUGCAAGAUCGAAUGUGAUUGAAAAAUCCACCUACCAUGUCAGACAGAAUGAUUCACAUCUAUGUACGAUCGUCAACUGACAGGAGACACAAGUAUCUGUAGAUGUACUAAAUCAGAAGAAUACCAUCUUUUGUAGGACUGUGCUUGGCAAAGAAGAGUGAAAUAAAACAAAAACUCAUAUACUGUUGGCAAACAUGAUUGUGAAAGUCCUUAGAAAUUAAUGUACCAUUACUAAAUGAUACCCUACUUGACUGUUAUUUUACAGUAUAGGGGAUUCUGUAGUAUUGCUUUGUGAUACAUUUUCAAUUGUAGCACUAUGUCAGGACAAUCAACUCCUUAUUUUAAAACAAAACCUGGUGCAUAAAAAGUAACUAUUUUCCUAAUAAACUACGAUGAAAAGAGUUUACUAAAUAUCUCCCGCUCAACAAGUUGGUGGGGGAUAUAGAAAUGGGGUCCAUGCGUGCGUGUGCCUGUCCGUCCAUGCACCUGGUUAAGAAGAAUUGCUCUCAUCUACAUCUUACCUACUACAAAUGCUAUGUUGAUUAAAGUUUCAUCAAUUGUGUAUCUAGGGUUGCUGUAUGCAUAUUGCAAAUGCUGAUUAUGACCUAUAUUUUAUGCUUCAUGUUUUUAAUGACUUUUGCACUGCGAGUGGGGGAUAUUGAUGACUGUGUCUUGUUAUAUUGAGUCUAAAGCUGGUUUAAGUGAAGUGGUAUUAAGUCUUUUGAAAUAAACAACUUUGAAUGCUUUCUAGGUCACAGGGAUCAAAUUUGUUCAUCUUAUUAACCAACAGGCCUGUUACUUCAAGGGGGGGAAGACUUUUAAUAUUCAAAUAAAUGAUAUGAUAACCAUGUCUCUUGAUUGGUGGUAAUAUGGUGAAAAAACAGGCCCAUUUCGUAAAGAUUUAAACUCCAGUUAAUUUUCGAAAGAUAAAAGAAACCAUGAACUUUCUAAAUAAACUAACGGAAGAAAGACAUGAUAAUCAAUGGACAUGAUUUUCGAUCUUUUUUCAACAACAACUUUAAUGAUAAUGAAGUUAUUGGAAUGAACAACAUUGUUGUUCUACACACAAUUAUUUAGGCCGUGAAGGGUUUUGUUUGUGGUGAUCUGCUUCCUUAUAAUUAUAUGCAUAAAACUGAGCUAUAUGUUUACAGCUCAGUUUCAAAUGUUUUGAUUAUUAUUUUACCAAUUUUGAUUGUUCAUAGUUCAACCAAUUGAUUAAUAGGUAUAUUUAACCAUCACCUCUGCCUCUAAAAGAAUGGCCAGGGAGUUGAUGAAUGGAAAGUUGUGCAGAUUGAUUCAAAUAUUGGGAUAAGCAAAAUUCAAGGGGGGGGGGGGGGGGGGGGG
Molecule: messenger RNA, 5660 nt
Organism: Mizuhopecten yessoensis (Yesso scallop)
Lineage: Eukaryota; Metazoa; Mollusca; Bivalvia; Pectinida; Pectinidae
Product: DNA repair protein RAD50-like
Exons: 40
Coding region: 156-4094 (1312 amino acids)
Biological process (GO): double-strand break repair; telomere maintenance via recombination; chromosome organization involved in meiotic cell cycle
Cellular component (GO): Mre11 complex; nucleus; condensed nuclear chromosome
Molecular function (GO): double-stranded telomeric DNA binding; G-quadruplex DNA binding; ATP hydrolysis activity
Source: RefSeq, a predicted model, not a curated record